AUGACGGAGCCGCGCAGGCUGUCGUUCCGCGACGGCCGCCUCGCGUCGCGGAAGGCGGAGGAAGCAGCAUUGAGGCGGCAUCAGGCUGCAGCCUGGCUCCAAGCAAUGGUGGGCUCCUUCGGCCUGGCCCCUUAUCCGUCGGAGCAGGAAUUUGUUGCUUCUCUAAGGAAUGGCAUUGUUCUAUGCAAGGCAAUCAACAAGUUACAGCCUGGUGCUGUGGCCAAGAUUAUCACAAAUGCCCCCUGCGAUAGCCAGCCGUUGACGGCUUUUCAGUAUUUCGAGAACAUCCGCAACUUCUUAGUUGCUGUGAACAAACUGAAGCUGCCGAGUUUUGAGGCAUCUGAUUUAGAUAAGGACAAUCUUGAUGCUGGGACAGUGGGCAAGAUUGUCGACUGUGUAAUUUCAUUGAAGUCUUACCAUGAAUGGAAGCAAGCCGGUGGAGCCAAUGGGCCUAUCAAGUACAUGAAAUCACCUCUUGCAGUGCGUUCUUCGCAUAUUCAAUCCGAAAAUGUUGCUUUGGGACCUCCUUCCCAAAAGUGUCUAGACUUGACAGAGGCUGAUGCUGACACACUGCCAUUUCAAAAUGUAGAUCCUAACAUGAAAGAGGCAGUGGAGAAACUUCAGAAAGUUAUAGUAGAUUCUAUGUUGAGUUAUAAGGAAAAUUUUGACCAAGACAUUCUGAAAAAGGAUCCAACAAAGCUUAUUGGUGCUGUUUUAGCAAAUCAGCUGGGAAAAGAACAGCUUUUAUCUCCAGAAAAGCUUAUGGCGGAGAAUGAGCCAACUCAUUGUAUUGAGCAUUCCAACUCACAAAUUGAGAACAAACAGUUGCUGUUGCAAGCACAUGAAACUGAACUUUUGGACCUCAAGAAAAUGUUUCAAGAUGUUAAAGUCAACUUCAGGUGUUUGCAGACCCAAUUUCUAGAUGACAUGGCCAAAUUAGGUGAAAAUAUCCAAGAUCUUUCCAAAGCUGCCCUUGGUUAUAACCAAGCUGUAAAAGAAAACAGAAACUUGUAUAACAUGCUUCAAGAACUGCGAGGAAAUAUCCGAGUCUUCUGCCGGAUAAGGCCACUUCUUAAUUCAGAGUCUAUUUCUUCAAUCGAACAUAUUGGAACCGAUGGCUCAGUGAUGGUCUGUGAUCCAGUUAAACCACAAAGUGCACGUAAAAUCUUCCAGUUCAACAAAGUUUUUGGGCCAACAACUACUCAAGAUGAGGUGUAUAAGGAGACACAACCUUUUGUUAGAUCUGUCAUGGAUGGAUAUAACGUAUGCAUAUUUGCUUACGGGCAGACAGUUCCUGACAUUGAGUUCACAUUAGAUAUAAGAGCUUCCUUGAACAAUGGUUUAUUGAACCUUCCAGAUGCAAAGAUCUGCCCAGUGCAGUCUCCUUCUGAUGUUAUCAAUUUGAUGCAGUUGGGUGAAAAGCACCGAGCUUCCGGAUCAACAGCAAUAAACCAUAGAAGCAGUCGUUCCCACAGUAUCUUAACUGUCCAUGUAAAUGGAAAGGACAUUGCUGGCAAUGUGAGCCGUAGCAGUUUGCACUUGGUGGAUCUUGCAGGAAGCGAAAGGGUUGAUAGGUCAGAAGCCACAGGAGACAGAUUGAAGGAGGCUCAGCAUAUUAACAAGUCCCUCUCCUGCCUUGGAGAUGUCAUCAACGCAUUAGCACAGAAGAACUCUCACAUUCCUUACAGAAAUAGUAAACUCACCCAACUACUACAGAGUUCAUUAGGGGGGAAUGCAAAAACGCUAAUGUUUGCCCACAUAAGUCCGGAAGCAGAAUCUUGUGCAGAAACCCUUAGUACACUGAAAUUUGCUCAGAGGGCUUCUACUGUAGAACUUGGAACUGCACACGCAAACAAAGAAAGCAGUGAAAUAAGAGAGCUUAAAGAACAGGUAGACACUCUGAAAAAGGCAUUAGCAAGCAAAGAACUGGAAAAAUCAUCUCUUAAACUGAAGGAAAAUGCAACCACAAGUGAGAGAACAAAGCAAGUACUGGAUCGCACACCCCCUAGGCCACGGAGAUUAAGCCUAGAGAAUGCUAGUUCUGAUAAAGCCAGGAUGCCAGAAAGAAAAAUACUGAAAUCGCCUCGUUCAGCUAUGGGUAUAACCCAUGACAAGGAAUGCAACACUGAUGGCUUCCGUCACACCAACCACCACGAAUCACGAAUAAAGAUGCCAGAGACAUGCGCUGAAGAUCUUGUUAGAGAGGAGGAGAAGAUAAUUUGUACAGUUGAUACAGUGGAAUUUUGUCAGCUACAACCUGAAGCUUAUAAUCUACUUAAGCAAUCAGGAUUAAAUACUCCAGAGGCAGCACCAUGUAGGUCAAGGAACCUGUGCACUGAAGCAAGUUGCGGUGAUGCUCCUUCUUCCACCACCAAAUUGGAGAAAAUAAUGAUAGGUACUGCAGUGAAGAAAGGAUCUCAUCUAAGGAAGUCAAUUCAAAGCAGCAUAGGGAGAUUGAUUCACGGCACUGAAAGAAGGAACGUGCAACAUUCAGCACAAGGGACUCCAACUAAAAUCACAGCCAACGCAUGCCAUAAUAUUGCCUCCCCAGUUACAGCUGAUAUUAGGUUAAGGAGAAGACAGUCACUGACAGGUAUCCCACCACCGCCGUCAACUAUGUCACGCAGAUCUUCUCUUGGAGGGAAGAAGUCGGAUACAAGUUCAAAUGACAAAAGAGGUGCAAAAACACCACCUCCAGUGAACUCGGCAGCAAAGGCUAAAAGAUGGCUUUGA
Molecule: messenger RNA, 2733 nt
Organism: Miscanthus lutarioriparius
Lineage: Eukaryota; Viridiplantae; Streptophyta; Magnoliopsida; Poales; Poaceae
Source: the annotation of a GenBank genome assembly